Molecule: messenger RNA, 1419 nt
Organism: Colletotrichum destructivum
Lineage: Eukaryota; Fungi; Ascomycota; Sordariomycetes; Glomerellales; Glomerellaceae
Product: Putative Ion channel regulatory protein, UNC-93
Exons: 10
Coding region: 1-1419 (472 amino acids)
Biological process (GO): transmembrane transport
Molecular function (GO): transmembrane transporter activity
Source: RefSeq, a predicted model, not a curated record
AUGCCGCAUCAACAAACCCAGACGCAAGGGACCCCCUCGGCGACCUCGUACAACUCGACUCCAGAGGCUGAGAUCCCCGCGACCACAAAAAGAACAUGGUAUCGAACGGUCUUCUUCCAAGCCACAGUCAUCGGUCUUUGUGCCUUCUUCGCCCCUGGACUGUACAAUGCUAUGCAAUCGACCGGAGCCGGCGGUCAACAGACUCCGUAUCUGGUGAUACGGUCAAACUCACUCGCUGUCAGGUCCGCAAAUGCCGUCCUGGGAGUCAUGAUGGUCGUGACUUGCUCAAUGGGCAGUGUCGUCGCCAACAGGAUCGGGCUGAAGAACGCGUUGGUCUUUGGUACGACGGGAUACGCUAUAUACUCGGCCUCGCUGUACACGAACAACCGCUAUGGCAAUGAGUGGUUUGUCUAUGUGGGAUCCGCCGCUUGUGGAAUCACCGCAGGCGUCUUCUGGGCGGCUGAAGGGGCGAUCAUGAUCAGUUACCCAGAGGAUCACAAACGAGGCAGAUAUCUCGCCUACUGGCUGGCAUACAGAAACGGCGGCUCGAUCGUCGGAGGCGCAAUCAACCUCGCUUUCAACUCAACCGGUAAAACAACUGGAAAACUAGAUUACAGGACAUACGUUGUCUUCGUGGCCUUGCAAUGCCUAGGUCCGUUCGUCGCAAUGCUCCUCUCGUCCGCCGAAAAGGUUCAGCGUCAAGACGGAAAGAAAGUGGCAAAGGCAGAGCGAAUUCCAACCGUGGCGGAACUGAAGGCCGUCGGCAAGAUUCUCGUCCGUAAGGACUUCCUCUUGGUCUUCCCCUUCUUCUUUUAUGCCACAUUCUUGCUCUCGUAUGCGGGCUCCUACCUCUCGCUCUACUUCUCCGUCCGCUCCCGCGCCCUGGCGUCACUGGUCUCCGCGUUGGCCCAAAUCACCGCCAACUUCUUCUUCGGCCACUUUCUCGACUGGACCCGCCUGACCAUCAACCAGCGCGCUCGGUUCGCUUACAUCGGCAUGAUGGCCUUAUUUGGGGGGACUUGGGUGUGGGCGACCAUCAUUCAGCGCGAGUACGGCUUGAAUAAACCAGCCCUGGAUUGGGUGGAUAACGGUUUCGGCCGCGGCUGGGCACUGUACAUUCUGCUGCAGGUCAACUUUGCUUUGGCUUACAACUACGGCUACUGGCUGGCUGGGUAUAUGGCUCGUGACACUGCAGAGAUCAUCAGAUUCACGUCGACUGUACGCGCCGUCGAGGCUGCCGGCGGUGCCGUGGCAUCCGGUAUCAGUUCUACCCAUGCUCCUCUGCUGGCCGCCGUGGGAGUCAACUUUGGGCUUUGGGGCCUGGCACUCAUUCCGACGUACCUAAUUGUGCGAACCAUCGGCAUAAAGCACUCGGAAGUUGUCUCCGAAGAGGAUUCUGGGAAGGGGAUCUCUGAUUAG